GUAGGGUUGAACCAAAGCACAUCGACAGGCAGACAAGUCAAUAUAUUUUCUUCUGUCUUCAGCAUCGACCAAUCGAAGGAACUCAUAAGAGUGGACAAGUUAAAUAAACUGACAGUAAAGAUGACUUUAAAACAUUUUCUGCUUUUCCUCAUCUGUGAGUCGCUACUGGCAUGCAUUACAACAGCAUUCUAUCCUUUGGAUCUCAUGGAUGAUGGAGGUUGUUCAAUCGCAUGUACAAGUGAAAUUUAUGCAGUUAAAAGGACUGGCUCCUUUUACAAGCGUUCACCGCCAACUGAAGCGAGUGAAAAAUGGAUAAAUUGUGCACAAAAAAUAGGCACUAACGGUUGGGCUAGCUUCAAGUUCCUUUUUCUCGGACCAGAUGGUGACUUGUAUGCAGUUCGUAAAGAUGGGACAUUUUGGAAAGGUUAUCCACCUAAAUAUGCACGCGACAAUUGGAGUGGUCGUGCAAAGAAAAUUGGCAAUGGGGGUUGGGCUAGCUUCAAGUUCCUCUUUUUUGGUCCUGGCGGUGACUUGUAUGCAGUUCGUAAAGAUGGCACGUUUUUAAAAGGUUCUCCACCUAAAAAUGCACGUGACAACUGGAGCGCUCGUGCAACCAAAAUUGGCAACAGGGGUUGGGCUGACUUCAAAUUUCUCUUUUUUGGUCCUGAUUGCAACCUGUACGCUGUUAAAAAAAAUGGGCCCUUCUUUACAACGUACGAACCAAAGAACAGGCGUGACCCAUGGUUAGGUCGUGCAACAAAGAUUGGCACUGGAGGUUGGCAACAUUUCAAGUUCCUCUUUUUUGGUCCCGGGGGGUAUUUGUACGCAGUAUCACGUGAUGGUUCGUUACGUCAAGCCCCUCCUCCAACCUACGCAAAGGAUAACUGGACUUAUCGCUCAACUAAAAUUGGUGCUAAAGGAUGGGCGAAUUUUAAAUUUUUGUUUUAACUCUCUUGAUUUGAUUCAGUAGUUACUAGCAGUCUAUAAUUAUGCUCUUGUAAUUGUUUUCUACGUAUUGAGUCUUGAAAUAUAAUAGCGAUACUAAACCAA
This is a messenger RNA of Xenia sp. Carnegie-2017, 1050 nucleotides long. RefSeq names its product tachylectin-2-like. The transcript is spliced from 3 exons. Lineage: Eukaryota; Metazoa; Cnidaria; Anthozoa; Malacalcyonacea; Xeniidae. Bases 121 to 948 code for a protein of 275 amino acids. The record is from RefSeq and is a predicted model, not a curated record.